Molecule: messenger RNA, 1446 nt
Organism: Letharia columbiana
Lineage: Eukaryota; Fungi; Ascomycota; Lecanoromycetes; Lecanorales; Parmeliaceae
Exons: 2
Coding region: 1-1446 (481 amino acids)
Biological process (GO): mannan biosynthetic process
Cellular component (GO): Golgi apparatus
Molecular function (GO): alpha-1,2-mannosyltransferase activity
Source: RefSeq, a predicted model, not a curated record
AUGAUCAGCAUUCGCAGGAGCAGGACAAUCGUGCUCCCGAUCCUACUAUUUAGCCUGAUAUGGCUCGUCUUCAGAGGCCAUCUCAGAUGGCUACACCACCCUUUCACGACAGCUAUCAACGGCACAUCGGCUGAUCAAGUCCCUCCCUCGCCCUUCCAGUCAGGUCUCAUCGAUUUCUGGGACACCGCCUCCCGCGCCCUAGUCGAAGCGAAGCCCGACUGCUCCCUUCCAACUGACCCAAUCGAAGCACCUCUCAACGAAUUCGCCAGCCUCAAGAAAGGUUUCGACUUUCGCCCGGACCUGCUGAAGAUAUCGCAACAAGAUGUCGACAAAAUGCGAGCCGCCCAUGCGCGCUUCGUGGCUCAAAUCCCGGAGCUUGCGCAAAAGCUACCAUACGCAACGGGCACACAAGGUAUUGUCGUUGCCGCGUCCGGCGCUCUGCUGCCGGUGUUUCUGGUAUCUUUGAAAAUGCUGCGGCGUACAGGAUCAACUUUGCCCGUUGAGGUCUUCAUGGAGUCGAAGAACAAUUAUGAGAAGGAGAUCUGCGAGAUAGUGCUACCACCCAUGAACGCAACGUGCAUGAUCUUUUCUGAGAUUCUGGAAGCUGUGCCCCACAGGCUCAAGAUGUCGAGAUACCAAUUGAAGGCUUUGGCGCUGGGUUUUUCUUCAUUUGACGACGUGCUCUUGCUCGAUGCCGACAACCUGCCCGUUGAGCAGCCCGAGAAUCUUCUGAACUCCGAGCCCUACUUGUCGAAAGGCUUCGUCAGCUGGCCUGACUACUGGGCCAACACCGCCUCCCCCAAAUUCUACGAGAUCUCCAUGCAGCCCGUACCUCCAACCUCGGAACGGGCAGCUUCCGAAGCCGGUCAGCUGCUCCUAUCAAAAGGCAAGCACGCAUCGCUCUUACUCCUGAUACUCUACUACAACUACUACGGACCCAAUCACUACUACAAACUCCUCUCCCAAAGCCCAGCCGGCGAACGAGACAGAGAAACAGACAAGGAGACAUAUCUAGCAGCAGCCAUGAGUCUAAAUGCGUCUUUCCACACUGUCACUACAAACAUCGAAACACUGGGAUACACGCAAGUCCACGACAAUCGAUUCAAGGGUGCCGGAAUGGUCCAGCAUAAUUCCGAAGACGACUACAGCAAAAACAUCCUCCACAACAAGGAAAUCAAAGAGGUCAGGCCGUCAUUCUUGCACGCCAACACAUACAGACUGGAUGCGUCGGAAAUGCACGACAUCUUCAAUAGCGAACUCAGGAGCCAGAGGAUGUGGGGCGAAACGAAAGGGAUGAUCGGGAAGUUCGGACGGGACGUGGAAAAGCAAGUUUGGGCAGAAACACUCUACACGGGGUGUCAUCUGGAGCAUGCUUUCAGUGCUUGGGUGAACAAGACGCAUGUGUGCAAGAGGAUUGGGAGGGUGUAUAAGUUUUUGUAUAACUGA